Messenger RNA from Iphiclides podalirius (scarce swallowtail), 1068 nucleotides. NCBI's taxonomy places the organism in Eukaryota, Metazoa, Arthropoda, Insecta, Lepidoptera, Papilionidae. The record is from the annotation of a GenBank genome assembly.
AUGCUGUUUAUCAGUGCCUUAGCGAUCGGCAUGAUCACUGGCUUGCAGAAUGUCACAACGGAGUUGCCAUCGACGGACAGUGACGUCGCGUCAACGACAGAAGACAUGGGACUGCUGGAGCCCACGAAGCUCUCGCCGCCAGUGGGCGAGUUGGUGAACGUGACUAUUCACGCGCGGCCGUCGAUGUGGGACGUUUACUUGCACCACUGCCCCAAGUGGCGCCCGAUCAACCACAUAUUCUUCCAAGUGGCGAACAUUUUUUUCCUAUUGUCGUUCCUCGCCCCUCACACGGACACUGGUCUGAUCUGGCUGCGUGUCACGCUCAUUCUGGGCUGCGCGUUUUCCGGCAUGUGGGCCUGGAGUGUUGAGUGCUACCUGGAUGCUGUGCUAUGGAACAGUGCUUUUAUUGUGAUUAACUUUGUGUAUUUCGCUGUGCAGUUCUAUUUGAUGAGGCCUAUCAAGUUUCACAAGGAUAUUGAAGAGGUGUAUGUGGCGCUGUUCAAGCCGCUGCGCGUGUCCCGCCGCCAGUUCCGGCGCGUGCUGAUGUGCAUGCGCAACGUGCGCCACCUCAAGUGCCACGAGCUGUACGCCCACGAGAAAGUCACCAAGGUCGACAGCCUCUCGCUAGUGCUGUCCGGCAAACUGGUGGUGUCGCAGAAUCAACGCGCUCUCCACAUUGUGUUCCCUCAUCACUUUCUAGAUUCGCCAGAGUGGUUCGGUGUCUCCACUGAUGAAUAUUUUCAGGUCUCCAUAAUGGCGAUGGAGGAGUCCCGGGUGCUGGUGUGGCACCGGGACAAGCUCAAGCUGUCCAUCAUGUCCGAUGGGUUCCUGCAGGCAGUCUUCGACCACAUACUUGGCCGCGACGUCGUUCACAAGCUUAUGCAGGUGAGCGAAACAAUGGCGGUGAGCAACGGCCACCUGGCCAACAGCUAUGAGGAGGGUGAGGACAAGCCGAUGCUGGUGGUGAAGAAGGCGGGCGACGGACCGGGGAUCACGGCGCUGCUCAACCGCCAGCUGCAGGGCGAACACGCGCCGCUGCUGCUCGCCGCGCCCGCCACGCGCCUGUGC